UCCAUCGCCUUCACGCCCAAGGCGGCGCUCAUCCUGGGCACCUCCAUCCUGGAGCUGAUCGAGCUGCGCCUGCCGCUGGGCACCACCGGCUUCCGCAUCACCCUGGCGCUCUCCGCCCCGCUGCUCUACUGCCUGCUGCGGGCCAUCGGCGCCGAGGGCUCCGGGCAGCUGCUCCUGCCCCCGCAGCCUCCGCCGCAGCACCGCGCCGCAGCCGCCUUCCUCGCCACCUGCCUCGAUCUCCUCGACAGCUUCUCCCUGCUGGAGCUGGUGCUGCAGCCCAGCCGCCCCGCGCCGCUGCCCGCCCCGCUGCGCUACCUCCUCAUCGCCGUCUACUUCCUCUGCUUGGCCUCGCCGGUGCUGUGGCUCUACGAGCUCAGCGCCGCUCGCCCGCCCGGAGCCGCACGCCUCGCCCUCCACCUGCUGCUGCCCGCCGGGCUGCUGGACGCGCCGCUGCUCGCGCUCCGCUGCCUACUGCUCCUGCGCUACCAGCAGCCGCUCUCCCUCUUCAUGCUGAAGAACCUCUUCUUCCUGGCCUGCCGUGGCCUGGAGGCUCUGGAGACCUGCUGCCUCCUGCACCCCACCGCCACCCUGCCGCCCUCCAAGUAUGGCUCUGCUGCCGGGCCCCCCUCCACCGCCCCGCUGGGCCACGGGCUGUCCGACGUUGAUGUGGGCCCCCAUGGUUACGUCAAUGCGCUGGCUGUCACUGCUCAGGGCUGA
This is a messenger RNA of Centrocercus urophasianus (Greater sage-grouse), 717 nucleotides long. It is a transcript of the gene TMEM121B, whose product is annotated as transmembrane protein 121B. The annotation marks the transcript as partial. Lineage: Eukaryota; Metazoa; Chordata; Aves; Galliformes; Phasianidae. The transcript has a single exon. The record is from RefSeq and is a predicted model, not a curated record.